This is a messenger RNA of Recurvomyces mirabilis, 480 nucleotides long. RefSeq lists its product as uncharacterized. Lineage: Eukaryota; Fungi; Ascomycota; Dothideomycetes; Mycosphaerellales; Teratosphaeriaceae. The record is from RefSeq and is a predicted model, not a curated record. The transcript has 2 exons. The coding region runs from base 1 to 480 and encodes 159 amino acids.
AUGACCGCUUUUGCUUGGCGGCUAGGCCUGAUUGCUUUCGCCGCACUGCACUACAGCUCUUUCGCAAAUUCCAUACACGAAGGAUCCGGCGGCCUGCCCGGAACUUUGACGAUCGUAUGGGAGCAAGCAGGCAUGUUCUAUGCCAUCGGCUCUGCGACAUGGCCAUUCAGCAAGUCAUUCGUGAAGAGCUUUGAUACGAGCCCGCUCGUAGGCGUGACGAUGACAGGCAGCUCGAAGAAUCAUUAUGGCACUGGAGAAGGAACAGCUGGCGCGACGAAAACAGAGGAACCUGUGACGAGAGACGUCGAGAACCUGAGAUAUCGAAUGCGAAUGGACAAGUUUCGGCACAUUGCCCGAGCCUCUGCUUCUGGCAAGGUCGAAAACGAAGACUCGAACAGUUUUGGUUCGCAAGAGAUGAUCAUUCGGCGCGACGAUACUGUCGACAUCAGUUUUGAGGACGGACCAGUCAAUCGCGCCUAA